AUGUACUUCGUGCCGGGGGUCCCCUUCAUCCCUAGCGAUAUCUCCGUACCCCCAGCAGCAGCAGCAGCAGCAGCAGCAACAGCAACAGCAACAGGAGCCGCAGCAGCAACAGCAGCAGGGAGGCCAGCAGCAAUAGGAGCAACACCAGCUGCAGCAGCAACAGCAGCAACAGCCGCAGGGGAACCAGCAGCAGCAGCACUAGCACCAGCUGCAGCAGUAGGAAAACCAGCACCAGCAACACCAGCAGCAACACCAGCAGCAGCAGCAGCAGCAGCAGCAGCAGCAGCAGCAGCAGGAGAGGGUCCUGCUGUUCGUCGUUGUGUGCUGCAAGUUGGGUGCGAGCAGAGUUUCGUAUUUGGUUUGUCUCUCCAGGAUGAGAGCCCUGCUUUCUUUCGCGAGUUUCGUAAGGCCUGGGCUGCAGCAACAGGCGACGACCUUGAGGAGGAAGACCCUCUUCCAGAUGAAUAA
Messenger RNA from Eimeria acervulina, 468 nucleotides. RefSeq lists its product as hypothetical. Bases 1 to 468 code for a protein of 155 amino acids. Gene Ontology annotation, molecular function: ice binding. The record is from RefSeq and is a predicted model, not a curated record. Lineage: Eukaryota; Apicomplexa; Conoidasida; Eucoccidiorida; Eimeriidae. The transcript has 3 exons.